Molecule: messenger RNA, 798 nt
Organism: Fulmarus glacialis (Northern fulmar)
Lineage: Eukaryota; Metazoa; Chordata; Aves; Procellariiformes; Procellariidae
Gene: GDA
Product: guanine deaminase
Exons: 8
Coding region: 97-798 (233 amino acids)
Biological process (GO): guanine metabolic process
Cellular component (GO): cytosol
Molecular function (GO): zinc ion binding; guanine deaminase activity
Source: RefSeq, a predicted model, not a curated record
GUGUUUUUGGAACAAACUGAUCAGCAAGAGCAACUGGCUAAGAAGUGGGAGUUCAAAACGUCUGACAUAAGAGAACUGAGUAGCCAUGAAUUCUUCAUGCCAGGAAUGGUUGAUACACACAUUCAUGCCCCUCAGUAUUCAUUUACUGGUACAAGAGUAGAUCUACCUCUUUUGCAGUGGUUGACUACCUACACAUUCCCAACAGAAGCCAAAUACAAAGACAGUGAUUUUGCAGAAGAAGUGUACACCAGAGUUGUUAGACGAACUCUAAAGAAUGGCACGACUACAGCUUGCUACUUUGCAACAAUUUACACGGAUACUUCAUUACUUCUUGCUGAAAUUAUAGAUAAAUUUGGCCAACGAGCAUUUGUUGGAAAAGUCUGCAUGGAUGUGAAUGACAGUGUGCCACAAUACAAAGAGAUUACUGCUGACUCUGUCCAAGAGACAGAAAGAUUUGUUAAGGAACUACUGGAAAAGAAAUAUCCAAGGGUACAGCCUGUAAUAACCCCCCGCUUUGGCCCUUCCUGCACAGAGGAUUUGCUAUGUGCACUUGGCGAUUUAGCACGGGCUCGUGAUCUCCAUGUGCAGAGCCACAUAAGUGAGAAUGAAGAAGAACUUAAACUUGUGGAGAACAUGUUUCCUGCCUACCAGAAUUACACUGAAUUGUAUGAUAAAAACAAGCUGCUUACCAGCAAGACAGUGAUGGCUCAUGCCUGUUAUCUUUCUGAAGAAGAGCUGAAACUUUUUAGUCUUCGUGGAGCUGCAAUUUCACAUUGCCCCAAUUCUAAUUUUUCGUAA